This is a messenger RNA of Owenia fusiformis, 2265 nucleotides long. The record is from the annotation of a GenBank genome assembly. NCBI's taxonomy places the organism in Eukaryota, Metazoa, Annelida, Polychaeta, Sabellida, Oweniidae.
UCUCAAGUCUAGUAGACGAUUGAAAUGAUGUAGAUGCCUAGCUUUAAUUUUCUUGCUAUAUUUCAAAAUGAUGAUCUCAAAAACUUAUAAUGUUGAUGAUGCUAGUUGUUUCCAAUUAGUCACACGAAAAAACCAUCACACGUCAGUUCGGUCCAUUCGGAUUAAAACGAAAGUAGUUUCGUUUUGGAAUAUAGAUUCCCGUAUUCCUAAUUCUUCAACAGAUAUACAGAGUAAUGCUAUUGGGGAUGAGGAAGUAAAAUAAAGUCUCAUGAUCAAUUACUUUAUGUUUAGCAGGUUCGCGAAUUGGGCUGCAUGGAUAUUUCAUUAUUUCGUCGAAGUCCUUAUCAAUAGCUUCAAUUCCAAAUACACUCCUCACCGUCUAGGAUAGGAGAAAGUAUGAAUCAUACUAUAUGGAAAUUUUCUGAUCAAUACUUCAGUAAUUUUAGAACUUCUUCGAAGUGGCAAUAAUCCCAUAGGAAGAUUGAGUCAGGUCAGACAAUUCUUGUAGCGUGUCAAAAAGGAUUUAGUUUCCAAUGCAAAACUACAAAGACUAAAUUAACAUCAGAGGACAUACUCGAUAAACUGGACGACUUAGCUUUAGAUUUAGUGAAGGUGGGUAGGCUGUCACAUAAAUGGCCUCCUCCUCCAAAGCCGUCAAAGUAUAGCCCUCUCGGGGCAAUCACGAAUCAGCCAACCAGCCAAGUGGAAAUGGGUAAUAAGGACAAAAAAGCAAAUCAGAGCACAUCGAAACCAAAAUCUAGUAUCUUAGGGUCAUUUGUCAGGAAGUUGGGUGGGAGUAGUUCUCCAAAGGACACUACACAAUUAACAUCGACCUUAUCGAUGGAAGCAGCGCAUGGCAAAGAUAACCUAAUUGCAAGUGGUAUUUCCGAGUCUGUUCAAGUACAUGAAGAUAUGCUUGACUUGAUUGAAAAACUCCCUCCCAGAUCCAAGAAGGCUGUUCAGUAUCUUCUAGAGUCAAUUAUAUACGAUGCACCAGAUGACAAACAUGAUACAAAUACAGCAGGGAUAUCUUUGGGUUUCCCUCUUGGGACAGAUGAACAAAAGAUGAUCAAUGCUUUAGAAACAGAAGUUACAUCAGCAAAGGAACAUAAUGCGAUGCUUCAAGAAAGAUUUAACAAAGUGACAAAAGAAAAGGAGAAAUAUGAGGAAAGAGUAAACGAUUUAGAAGCGGAGGUUGAAGGACUAAAACAAUUACGGGAUUCCUUGCAAGAAAAAAUUGAAUCUGAAGUCACUGAUAAAGAAAAUAUACAAACACAAUUGAGCAAAAAAGAAGAAAUUUGGAGUGACGAAAAUUCGGAAAAUUCCCAUAAUAUCAUGCUAAAGGAACAAUACAUCGUAGAACUUCAAAGACAAAUUACUGACUUAAAAGAUAAAAUCAAGAAUUUGGAGAGUACUGGUGAUCGUACAAGGAGGGUUUCAGAUAAGUUAAAUGAAGACAUAAAUGCGAAAAUUAAAGAACUUGAUCAGAAAGAAAAAGAGAUUAAAGCAUUAGAGCGCGAAAAACAAGACAUAUCGACCAGGCUUGACAGAGUCUUUAAUGAUUUGAAGAAACAAGAAGAACUCAACAGGUCCCAAACCGCAAAGCAUCAGACAGAAUUGAAUAGAUAUAACAACAAUGAGAAAGCAUUGAGUCAAGUCCAAAAAGAAUUGUCCGAGUCACGCAACAGUACAUGUGCUCUAAAAGAGAAAUAUUCAAUCUUAGAGAAAGAACAUGCGAAACUAAGCAAUGACUUGAAAACCCUAGAUAACAAGUAUAAAGCACAAGACGAAACAAUUCUGAAAUUGAAAAACGAAAAUGUAGAGCUUCGCAGAAAAACAGAAAAAAUGUUAAAGAGUUCGGGUGGGAACAUACUGGACGGAUUGGUGAGCAGCGUUGAGUCGUCUAUUAAAGAUGAGAUGCAAACGCGUCAGAUUGAAGUACAUCAGGUUCCUCCCGAACAGAAAGAUGUCCCCACUGUUCUAUUUUGUCUGAAAUCAUCAAGACUUGGGGUCGAUGUGGCGAAAGCUUUAAAACAAGUACAAGGGCAUGGUACCGUAUUGUUGGUUGUUGUUCAUCACCAGGCGAGUCACGUUAACUCUCCAACACCAAGCAAACAUAUUCUCCCUGAGGCCACGAGAAACCAAGUUAGAGAUAUCACCGACAUCGUAUUCUGGAAUGGAGCCUUCUACUCUUGUGAUUUCAACACAAGCGCCAUUGAAACAUUUGUGAACUAUUUGACGAGUGAUUGUAUCAAAGAAGUGUAG